GCAAAGCUAAAACUUCUGACAAUAAGUAACCUCGACAUGAAAACACAAGUGAUACUGUGGAGGUGGAGUGAAAUGUGUUUUUGUGAAAGUGUAAAACCGAAUGGGGGGGAAAAAAAAUCUACUCUUGAACCACUAAAACUUUCAGAGCACCUUCACAGUUCCUGUCUGAAGCCUUUGCAGAUUCUGCAGAAAUGCCACUUGGAUUAAUAUGAUUAUCCUGAGCGUUUAUUUAAAAUACAAAUCAUCAAACAAGUUUUAUCCUUUAUGUUGCUCACGUGCAUGUUAAAUCCGAGAAGCCACAUACAAAUAGCUGGCGGGGUAGUUUUAUUACAAGACAAACCGGGCGAGCCGUUUCUUAUCGUUAGCCCUUCUUAGCUAAGCUAACUAACUGUUACCUGCUGACUGCUAAGCUGGCUCUCUAACUUUGACUUAAAGAAGGGAAAUGUCUUGCUUGAAAUGUCCAAAUAUUCUUUUUUACAAACGUUAAAAACUAGUUGUGAAAAGAUAGUUUUAAUUGACCUUGAUCAUUGGGGGCUGUGAAAUGUGUUAGUAUUCAAACAAAAAGGUAUUUCAGAAUUAAUGCAAGUAAUAACAGGCGUUGAACAGAAGAUCUAGAUAGAAGAUAAACACAAGACAAAUAAGAAAAAGACUUUUUUCACUCAUGUUAGGAUGAAUUCUCAAAAUUAAUUGCUUAAAAUUUCCCCAUAAUUGCUAUAUUAACAUAAACAACACAAGUAGUGUUUCUGUCAACCCCUUUAUUUGUUGUUUGCUGCACUAAAAGAGUAGCAACAGACAAAACCUGAUCUGAGUACUGUGGCAGGUUUGACUAUCCUGUUUAGAAUAAAAUGUAAAGUAUUGCACAUGUCAGUUGAGAAAAGAAUGACAGGUGUAUGAAUAUUUUCAGUUUAGAGGUGACCUUUUUACUGAAGGAAGUGCUCAAAGACAGAAAAUAAAUGAACAGUCAUUGUGCUUCUUCCAGCUGUAUCUGAACAAAAACUGGGUAUAUAUAAUCAUGGAAACAGUUUCUUUAAUUGACAGUAAAAAUUAAAACAUACUUUAAAAUAAUUCUAAUCUUACAACAAUGAUCUACAUGUGACUCAUCUGCCCUCAUGCCUGUAGGCCAUUUGUCACCAAAAAUUACCCUCCUCAGCAAGAAAUGACUGCGAUUGGUGUUUUCCCAAAUGCAUUUCAAGCCAAAAAUAAAUUGAUGACUAAUCAUAAGUGUGGUUUAGACUUUGCACAAGAAACACACUUCACUUCCAUUUACACUGACUAAAUUAUUCCAGCCGCCAUGUCUUCCCUGCUGGUCUUCUGCUCGGUAUGUUUGACUAGCUUCAUAGAAGAUCAGCGUCAAUCAGAUGUCCUCCAUAAAGCCUGAAUACAUAGAUUGUACCAAAGGACCAGAAGGCCACACCCCUUUGUCUCCCUGCUGCUUUAGUAUGUUUGGACGUCAUGUGCUUGCAUAGCUGAAAAGGAGGAAGAAAGCCCAGACAAGCCACAGGACGCCCCAACCUCCAGUGACAUCACAUCAUGUCAUUUCGCGUGCCUGUGAGGACGCACACGGCUCAGGUAAAACAGGUUCAGUGACAUUCUGCUUGUCUUUCCUCCUCCUUUCUUGUUUUAUAGUCUUCCUCCUCCAUGUGUAUUUACACCAAACAGUAUCAGCAUACGCUUUAACUGAUACUGCUUCUGCCAAGCUGAUCAUGGACUACUCUCAACCUUUCUCAGUCCUCAAUGAGAGGCUGAAACCCCAAUGUGCCGCCAGUGAGCUUCUCUACUCUUCCCUGACCAGACUGGAAGAGCCGGACUCACUCAGGAGCAAGCCCACAUCUUACCGACCAACUGUUCUGCUGACAGAACCAGCACCAGAAAUCUCCAUAACAGAACAAGAAGAAACCAGCGCAGAACAAGAUGGUUUGAGCUUUGAUGAAACAGAAGGAAACUGUGCUGAUUUUUUGGGCAAUGACUUUCAUGACUCAUACCUUAUCAGUGAUUUGAAUUUGAAAGAUGAGGAUGAAGAUGAACUGGUUAACAACGACAAUGGUGCCACACAGACUGAGGAGGAAAAAAGUCUAGGUGAAGUGGCCUCUGAUGAGAAAAGAGACUCUCCAAAGUCUGACGCAGUGGCUGGUGUUGGACGAAGCUCCUUCCAGAGGUGCUUCAUGGAUGGGACCUUACCAGAUUUGAUUAAGACUGGCAGGGUGCUCAGCAGACGCAGGACAUUGGGACACGUCUCAGACACGCUUAAAGAAGUGCGCAGAGAAGUGGAACUUUCUCGGAGGCGAAGCAUCAAGCUUAAACUUCAGGUGGACAAACUACAGGAGAACAGGGAUGGACCUGGUUGGAGCCAUCACAGAGAGAAGGUUACAGAGGAAGUUUUGUCCAUUCUGAGGCUUCUGCACCCACUGACAGACCCAGGGUCCAGCCAGCCUGAACCCAGUGCUGGGGAAAACUGCCUGGAUGAUACCCUGGCCCAGCUGCAGAAUGUUGCCCGCAAAUUGGCAAUCAGCCACACCAAACAGGACUUUAAAUCUGUAAAAAAUAGAGCAGAAGACAGCGCUAUUCUUCAGCAGGCACUGAGGGACAGAGACGAAGCCAUAGAGAAGAAGAAGGCGAUGGAGGUUGAAGUGCUGCGGAGUAAGACAGAAAUGAUGGCGCUUAACAAUCAACUUCUGGAGGCUGCACAGAAACGUCUAGAGCUAUCGCUGGAGCUCGAGGCCUGGAAGGAGGACUUUCAACAGAUCCUCCAGCAGCAGCUGCUUAGUCAGCAGCAGGCAGAACAGGCCCAAAGGAAAUCUUCUGGGUUCGGUCUCCUGAGGAGAAACAACAAACCACCCAUCCAGCGACCGGCUAACUUUCCACUGCCUGCACCUACUCCUCCGACAACCAACUCUAGCCAAAUCUUCAUGAACAAAUCUGCAGGGUCUGUCACUCCCACUCCCACUCCCCCUUCCUCUUCCUCUUCCUCUUCAAGAAUGUCUCCGUCUUCCAUCGGCACACGCACCUGGAGGGAUAAGCUGAAGAAGCGCAAGAGCAUUCGCUCUGAAGACCAAGAUGCAGCCGAGCGAGAAAUGUGGAGCAGAGGCGAUGGCGGCUUCCAGGUUGUGUCACUCGACUGAAUCAGAGAUGAUUUUAAACCAUUAAAACUUCUUGUGAUAAGCAGCUCUUACAUGCUGCUUUCUGAAGGGACAGAAUGAUGGGUAUCCAGUUUGGCCCUCAAAGCCAUUCUUAUUUGAAUCUGCCCAAAGGGGAAAGUUUCUCUGAGUCUUUAGCUCAUAUGUGAGCGGGACUUUGUGACAACUAUUAGGCAGGCAGUCAGGUAAACAGCCUGCAGCUGACAGAGGAAUAUGAAAAAGCUCCAGAGUACAAACAGAAAAUUGACAUUUUACUUAAACGGGAGACAUCUUGUGUCCCACAGUUACACUUCAGUGAGCAAAAUUGGUAUGUUCAUUGUUUCUUUAUUUCUGAAUGAAGGAGAAGGCGUUACUGCCACUUAAACUAAUUUAAAUGAAGUCAUUGAAGCUUUCUCUGUGUAAAAACAUUGCAGAGUGGUAAUGUGAACCAUUUUAUAUAUAUUUAAACAAAAGGAGAUUUUGUGUAUAUUCUUGGGUCAUGUGCUUUGAACCUUUUAUGUGCGAAAUAUAACUGAAUGUAAAUGUUAAAUAAUGUAUCUUAAAUUCUUGAUACUCUAUUGGAUCUUGUUCUAUGUAAAUAAAUGAAGACUUACA
Messenger RNA from Melanotaenia boesemani (Boeseman's rainbowfish), 3728 nucleotides. RefSeq names its product bicaudal-D-related protein 2-like (gene bicdl2l). The transcript has 6 exons. NCBI's taxonomy places the organism in Eukaryota, Metazoa, Chordata, Actinopteri, Atheriniformes, Melanotaeniidae. The coding region runs from base 1704 to 3119 and encodes 471 amino acids. The record is from RefSeq and is a predicted model, not a curated record. Gene Ontology annotation, biological process: Golgi to secretory granule transport; vesicle transport along microtubule.